This is a messenger RNA of Myripristis murdjan (pinecone soldierfish), 437 nucleotides long. RefSeq names its product somatostatin 1, tandem duplicate 1 (gene sst1.1). Gene Ontology annotation, cellular component: extracellular region. Lineage: Eukaryota; Metazoa; Chordata; Actinopteri; Holocentriformes; Holocentridae. Gene Ontology annotation, biological process: regulation of cell migration. Gene Ontology annotation, molecular function: hormone activity. The record is from RefSeq and is a predicted model, not a curated record. Bases 102 to 437 code for a protein of 111 amino acids. The transcript has 2 exons.
AUAAGAGCCGUUUCUCCAGGAGACGGCAGAAGACGGAGGAAGACUUUCAGCCCGCGCUCCAACAGACAGACAGACAGACAGACAGACAGACAGACAGGAAGAUGGUCUCUCCGCGCCUCCGCUGCCUCCUGCUCCUCCUCUCCCUCACCGCCUCCUUCAGCAGCUGCUCCGCCGCACAGAGAGACUCCAAACUCCGCCUGCUGCUCCAGAGGUCCCCGCUGGGCUCCAAACAGGACGUGUCCCGCUCCUCGGUGGCGGAGCUGCUGGCGGACCUCCUGCAGGUGGAGAACGAGGCUCUGGAGGAGGACUUCCCGCUGGGAGGAGAACCGGAGGACGUGCACGUGGACCUGGAGCGCGCCGCCGGGCCGCUGCUCGCACCCCGCGAGCGCAAAGCCGGAUGCAAGAACUUCUUCUGGAAGACCUUCACCUCCUGCUGA